Messenger RNA from Tripterygium wilfordii, 1789 nucleotides. RefSeq names its product glucose-1-phosphate adenylyltransferase large subunit 1-like. The transcript is spliced from 14 exons. The record is from RefSeq and is a predicted model, not a curated record. The coding region runs from base 40 to 1626 and encodes 528 amino acids. Gene Ontology annotation, biological process: glycogen biosynthetic process. Lineage: Eukaryota; Viridiplantae; Streptophyta; Magnoliopsida; Celastrales; Celastraceae. Gene Ontology annotation, molecular function: glucose-1-phosphate adenylyltransferase activity.
UUGGACGAUUUACUGGGACUCUGAUUUCUUUGCUUCUCAAUGGAUUCUUGCAUUGCUACAUUGAAACCCAAUGCACACCCAAUCAAUCUCCUCAAAGGAGGUGACAGGGUUCCAUCGUUUUGGGGUGAAUGUACAAGAGGCAGCCUCAAGACCAGAGAUUUUGGCAGUUUUUGGAAGAAUCAGAGAACAACCCAUAAAGGAGUGAAAAAGGCCAAGUCUGGAGUUGCCUUCUCUGUUCUCACAUCACAAUCAGAUGUUAACAAAGAGAGUGUGACAUUUCAAUCUCCAAUAUUUGAGACUCCACGAGCAGAUCCAAAAAAUGUUGCUUCAAUCAUAUUGGGUGGAGGUGCUGGGACUCGUCUGUUUCCGCUCACUAGCAGAAGAGCCAAACCAGCUGUUCCAAUUGGAGGCUGUUACAGGCUGAUUGAUAUCCCAAUGAGCAACUGCAUCAACAGUGGGAUAAAGAAGAUAUUUAUUCUAACUCAAUUCAAUUCUUUUUCUCUGAACCGUCACCUUGCUCGCAUGUAUAACUUUGGAAAUGGAGUCAAUUUUGGAGAUGGAUUUGUAGAGGUCCUGGCCGCUACCCAAACACCAGGAGAAACGGGGAAAAAGUGGUUCCAAGGAACAGCUGAUGCUGUGAGGCAAUUUAUAUGGGUCUUUGAGGAUGCCAAGAACAAGAAUGUAGAGAAUGUAUUAAUCUUGUCUGGCGAUCAUCUUUACCGGAUGGAUUAUAUGAAUUUUGUGCAGAAGCAUAUUGAUACAAAUGCUGAUAUCACAGUUUCAUGUGUACCCAUGGAUGACAGCCGUGCCUCAGAUUAUGGUCUAGUGAAGAUAGACAACACUGGACGUAUUAUUCAAUUCGCUGAGAAGCCAGAGGGGAAUGACCUGAAGGCUAUGCAAGUUGACACCUCACUUUUCGGGCUAUCUUUGCAAGAUGCCAUGAAAUCCCCUUACAUUGCAUCGAUGGGUGUUUACGUAUUUAAAACCGAAGUUCUUUUAAAGCUUCUGAGAUGGAGCUACCCCUCGUGCAAUGACUUCGGUUCUGAAAUUAUUCCAUCCGCUGUGAAGGAUCACAACGUUCAAGCAUUCUUAUACAAUGACUACUGGGAGGACAUUGGAACAAUAAAGUCCUUUUUUAAUGCCAAUUUGGCCCUCACUGAACCGGACCCAAAAUUUCAAUUUUAUGAUCCAAAGACUCCAUUCUUUACGUCUCCAAGAUUCUUGCCUCCCACCAAAGUUGAUAAAUGCCGGAUUGUGGAUGCCAUAAUUUCUCACGGCUGUUUCUUGCGAGAGUGUAGCGUACAACGUUCAAUAGUGGGCAUACGGUCACGAUUAGAAAGUGGAGUUGAACUAAAGGAUACAAUGAUGAUGGGGGCGGACUACUAUCAGACUGAAUCCGAAGUUGCAUCUCUACUAGCAGAAGGAAAGGUUCCAAUUGGUGUUGGACAAAAUACCAAAAUCAGGAAUUGCAUAAUUGACAAGAAUGCCAAGAUAGGAAGAGACGUGGUCAUUGCAAAUGCUGAUGGUGUUCAAGAAGCAGACCGGCCAAACGAAGGAUUUUACAUUCGAACUGGUAUUACAGCCAUAUUGAAGAAUGCAACAAUUAGAGACGGAAUGAUCAUAUAAACCAUGUGAGGUUCUUAGGAGCUAAUUAAUCAGACUGUCGCCCUCCUGGGAUAGCAAGUAGUAAUAAUAAUGCUUUGCAUAUUACACGCUCCUUCGGCCCCCAUAGAAGAUCCUGUAAAGAAGUAGGUUUUAAUGAAUAAACGUGCCAACCGGCUUUCAUUGG